This is a messenger RNA of Panthera uncia (snow leopard), 2003 nucleotides long. RefSeq names its product glutathione synthetase (gene GSS). The coding region runs from base 1 to 1578 and encodes 525 amino acids. NCBI's taxonomy places the organism in Eukaryota, Metazoa, Chordata, Mammalia, Carnivora, Felidae. The record is from RefSeq and is a predicted model, not a curated record. Gene Ontology annotation, cellular component: cytosol. Gene Ontology annotation, molecular function: ATP binding; glutathione synthase activity; glutathione binding. Gene Ontology annotation, biological process: glutathione biosynthetic process. The transcript has 12 exons.
AUGCUUUGUCAGGCUUUCCAUUUUGCACUCAUGGAAGUUGAGAGCUGCCAUCCAGUGUUCACUCCCCUGUACCACACUGCCAGUUUCAUUGGUUGCUGGGUGGGCCCCAGGCAACCCAUCACCAAUCAUUCCCCUCUCCUGUUGCAGGUUGGGAUGGCCACCGGCUGGGGGAGCCUCUUGCAGGAUGAGCAGCAGCUGGAGGAGCUGGCACGGCAGGCUGUGGACCGGGCCCUGGCUGAGGGAGUGCUGCUGAGGACCUUGCAGGAGCCCAGUUCCUCCGAUGUGGUAAGCUAUGCCCCAUUCACGCUCUUCCCUUCACUGGUCCCCAGUGCCCUGCUGGAGCAGGCCUAUGCUGUGCAGAUGGACUUUAACAUGCUGGUGGAUGCUGUCAGCCAGAAUGCAGCCUUUCUGGAGCAGACUCUCUCCAGCACCAUCAAAAGGGACAACUUCACUGCUCGCCUCUUUAACAUCUACAAGCAAGUCCUGAAAGAAGGCAUUGCUCAGACUGUGUUCCUGGGCCUGAACCGCUCAGACUACAUGUUCCAGCGCAAUGCAGAUGGCUCCCCAGUCCUGAAACAGAUUGAAAUCAACACCAUCUCUGCCAGCUUUGGGGGCCUGGCCUCCCGUACCCCAGCUGUGCACCGACAUGUUCUCAAUGUCCUGAGUAAGACCAAAGAAGCUGCCAAGAUCCUCUCCAAUAAUCCCAGCAAGGGACUGGCCCAGGGGAUCACCAAGGCCUGGGAGCUCUACGGCUCAGCCAACGCUCUGGUGCUACUGAUUGCUCAAGAGAAGGAAAGGAACAUAUUUGACCAGCGUGCUAUAGAGAAUGAGCUACUAGCCAAGAAUAUCCACGUAAUCCGUCGAAGGUUUGAAGAUGUCUUUGAAAAGGGGUCUCUAGACCAAGACCGAAGGCUGUUUAUGGAUGGCCAGGAAGUUGCUGUGGUUUAUUUCCGGGAUGGCUACAUGCCGAGUCAGUACAGUGUACAGAACUGGGAAGCACGCCUGCUGCUGGAGAGGUCAUGUGCUAUUAAGUGCCCAGAUAUUGCCACCCAGCUGGCUGGGACAAAGAAGGUGCAGCAGGAGCUGAGCAGAAUGGGUGUGCUGGAGAUGUUGCUCCCUGGCCAGCCUGAGACUGUGGCCCGCCUCCGUGCCACAUUUGCUGGCCUCUACUCACUGGACAUGGGUGAAGAAGGGGACCAGGCCAUUACUGAGGCCCUUGCUUCCCCUAGCCAGUUCGUGCUAAAGCCCCAGAGAGAGGGUGGAGGUAAUAACCUAUAUGGGGAGGAGAUGGUGCAGGCCCUGGAGCACCUGAAAGACAGCGAGGAGAGGGCGUCCUACAUCCUCAUGGAGAAGAUAGAACCUGAGCCUUUUGGAAAUUGUCUGCUACGGCCUGGCAGCCCUGUCCGAGUGGUCCAGUGCAUCUCAGAGCUGGGCAUCUUUGGAGUCUAUGUCAGGCAGGGAAAGACACUUGUGAUGAACAAGCAUGUGGGACAUCUGCUUCGAACCAAAGCCAUUGAGCAUGCAGAUGGUGGAGUGGCAGCAGGAGUGGCAGUCCUGGACAACCCGUACCCUGUGUGAGGGCACAGCCAAGCCUGCCCAGAUUUUGCUCAAGAGACCUUCUAUCCCUCAUACUUGUCAUUCCUCACCUAGCCCCUCUGAGGGUCUUCCCUCCCUGCACCUUGGGAAGGCUGGUCUCUUCUGUUCAGGGAAGGGUGAAUGCUGGGUCCUUUCUCCAGCUCUCCCGUCUGAGGACCAGAAAAGCUGUUUCCCUUAGGUGAGAUCUAUAGGCCCCUAAAUCCUCAGGGUGUGGGUAUAGCUGAAAGGAAGCUGAUUUGAGGUAAGGGUCCAUAACCCUGUCAACUGCCUGUCAGCUCCUCAUCAGCCUUUUCAGCAGGUUCCAGUGUCUGACCUAGGAUAGGACUGAGAGGUAGGAGAGGGGCAGUGAAGGGGCAUAGCAUUUCCCUGCCUCUGCCUUAAAUAAAACUACGUUGUUGAUUCUGUGA